AUGGCGUCUGUCGACGUAGCCGAGCUCCGGCAAAAGUACACGGCCGCCGGCCAGGGCCAGGUGUUUACCUUUUACGACAGCCUGUCCGCCGCCGAGCAGGCCGACCUCGUGAAGCAGCUUGCCCUCUUCGACCCCACCCGCAUCAACGAGCUCGCCAAGGAGGCUCUACACCCCACGCCCCCGGCCGACAGCGGCCCCGCCGUCCUGGAACCCCUCCCCGAAUCCGCCACCGCCAGUAUCCUCGACUCUGAUGCGAGUGCCAUUGCCGGUUGGUACAAGGCAGGCCUGGAGCUGAUCAGCCAGAACAAGGUCGGUGUGGUGCUCAUGGCCGGCGGCCAGGGCACGCGUCUGGGCAGCUCGGCGCCCAAGGGCUGCUACGACAUUGGCCUGCCGUCGUCCAAGUCGCUGUUCCAGAUCCAGGCUGAGCGCAUCCUCAAGAUCCAGCAGCUGGCGGGCGCCAACGCCGUGGUCCCUUGGUACAUUAUGACGAGCGGACCGACGCGGGGCCCGACCGAGGCCUUCUUCGUCGAGAACAAGUACUUUGGUCUCGACAAGGCCAACGUCCUCUUCUUCGAACAGGGCGUGCUGCCCUGCAUCUCCAACGAGGGCAAGAUUUUGCUCGAGGCCAAGGGCAAGGUCGCCGUGGCGCCCGACGGCAACGGCGGCCUGUACCAGGCCAUGGUCGGCGCGGGCAUUCUGGCCGACCUCAAGGCGCGCGGCAUCGAGCAUGUGCACGCCUACUGCGUGGACAACUGCCUGGUGCGCGUGGCCGACCCGGUCUUUUUGGGUUUCGCGGCCAGCAAGGACGUCGACAUUGCGACCAAGGUUGUGCGCAAGCGCAACGCCACCGAGUCGGUCGGUCUGAUUCUGCAGAAGAACGGCCGCCCGGACGUGGUUGAGUACAGCGAGAUUGACUCUGCGACGGCCGAGGCGCAGGACCCGCACCAGCCUGGUGUGCUCAAGUUCCGCGCCGCCAACAUUGUCAACCACUACUACAGCCUGCGCUUCCUCGAGACGAUCCCGCAGUGGGCGCGCGACCUGCCGCACCACGUGGCGCGCAAGAAGAUCCCCCACGCCGAUUUGACGUCGGGCGAGACGGUCAAGCCGUCGACGCCCAACGGCAUCAAGCUGGAGCAGUUUGUCUUUGACGUGUUCCCACGCGUGCCGCUGGCCAAGUUUGCGUGUCUCGAAGUGCGCCGCGAGGACGACUUUUCGCCUCUCAAAAACGCCCGCGGCACUGCCAACGACAACCCGGACACCAGCAAGCGUGACAUUCUGCUUCAGGGUCGGCGGUGGCUGGAGGCGGCCGGCGCGCUCGUGACCGUCAGCGACGACGCGCGGAGUGAUGUGGUGCCGGCUGAGACGGGUAUCGAGGUGCCGCCGCUGGUCAGCUACGGCGGCGAGGGCCUGGAGGCCUUCAAGGGCAAGUCCAUUGUGGCGCCGGCUCUUCUGGAAGGUUAA
Molecule: messenger RNA, 1461 nt
Organism: Sporothrix brasiliensis 5110
Lineage: Eukaryota; Fungi; Ascomycota; Sordariomycetes; Ophiostomatales; Ophiostomataceae
Product: UDP-N-acetylglucosamine pyrophosphorylase
Exons: 1
Coding region: 1-1461 (486 amino acids)
Biological process (GO): UDP-N-acetylglucosamine biosynthetic process
Molecular function (GO): UDP-N-acetylglucosamine diphosphorylase activity
Source: RefSeq, a predicted model, not a curated record